This is a messenger RNA of Jaculus jaculus (lesser Egyptian jerboa), 4933 nucleotides long. It is a transcript of the gene Gprasp1, whose product is annotated as G protein-coupled receptor associated sorting protein 1. Lineage: Eukaryota; Metazoa; Chordata; Mammalia; Rodentia; Dipodidae. Bases 642 to 4613 code for a protein of 1323 amino acids. The record is from RefSeq and is a predicted model, not a curated record. The transcript has 5 exons.
AGGAAAUGAGAAAACGGCUUCUGAUCCAAGCUGAACAGGUCCAACUUCAGUGGCAGAACUGGUGGCCUUGGAGUGGCUGAAGAUCACCACCUUCCACAGAGACAGGCACAGCCAUUCUUCUUUACCUUGAGCCUGCUUUAAUGAAGGCUGGUCAGUUCUGCAAGAAAGGAAAAGACAGAGGAGAUUGGCUCAAACCUCUGGACCUUGGUGAGAAAAGGGACAGUGCCUGCCAUAGCUACUGAGGAGGAACAGCAGGACCUACUACAGUCGUCUUUAGUGUGUAACAUCACUUGACUACAGAUACGAAGGGGAAUUGCACCACAUCACUGAAGAUCCUCCUCUACGGAUAGCUCUGCUGGUACUAGAGUUGCUGAUGAUCACCACUCUCAACAGGUCUGCACCCACCUAGAUCGUGUCCAUCUUCUUCAACCUUGAUUUUUUCUCUUCUGUACGGCAUCCGUACUAAUGACUGAGAUUGUGCUUGGGUAGUAGCCCUAUUGACUGUUGGAUUGGCAAGCUACUCUAAUUCAUGUUUUUAGUGUUAUAGCCUAGCUCACGAAAUAUCAGUGUGACAAGCCAAUUCUGUGACAUAUCUGUGGUGAAGGCUUGUUCUCAGUAAGGGGCUUUCUGUACCUUAUACCAUGACUGGGGCAGAGAUUGAGCCUGGUGCCCAGGCCAAGACCGAAAACAAGGGUACUGAUGAGGUUGGUGUAGCUGAGGGAGAUAAUGAAGUCCCUAUGGUGGUCAGACCAAAGGUUAGGACACAGACAAUGACUGGAACAAGGCCUAAAAUGAAGUCCAGAGGCAUGCCAGGAGCAAGGUCCAAAAGUGAACCCAGUACAGGAGAUGUGACACAUACCAACUAUAAAACCAAAGCAGUCUCUAGUUCCAGAUCAAAGAAUGAUGCCCAGGCCUGGGCCCAGAGUAAGUUUUGGGUAGAUUCAAAAUCAAAAACUGGGGAAAAAUCUUCAGCCAGUGCUGCCAACUGUCCACUGGUUGGUACUGAUUGUGGGUUGGUUGGUAAAGCUAAGUGUCCACCUGGGGGUAGAGAACUUAUUAAUGUGGACACUAAGAAUUUUCCCAAAAAGAAGGCCAAUUCUCAAAUGGGAUUCCAGCCAUCAUGUGAGUUAGAGGAGGCAACUAAUAUUGGGUCCUGGUGCUCUGCCAGACCUGUACCCAAAGAAGAGACCUAUCAGACUUCUGAUUUCAAAUGGGUAGACAAACCCUUUGGAAGUGCCUGGUUCUCAAGUAGAGAUGAAGGAAGUACCAGAUUUCAUCCUAGGAAAAGCAUGAAGGCUAGUUCCAGGUCCAGGCACAUGGCCAAACCAGAGGCAAAUCCCAUUUCUAAGCACAAAAACAAUCAGGAGUUCUAUAUGAUAUCUAGUUCUGAAUCUGACGAUGAGUCUAAUAAGACAUCCUGGUUCUGGGGCAAAGAACAGUCCAAUCCCUGGUCCAGGUCAAGGGAAGAGGCCAAUAACAGGUCCUGGUUUAGACCUAACAGAGAAGUCUAUGCUGAAUCUAGUUCUGGGUCUGAAUAUGAAAAUCAGACGAAGUCUUGGUUGUGGCCUGGAGAAGAGGCCAAAGCCAGAUCUAAACUCAGAACCAGAAAAGGGGCCAGUAGCAAGGCCAGGUACCAAACCAAGCAAGAAAUUUGUACUGAUGUCAUGCCAGGAUCUAAUGAUACAAUCAAAAAAGAGUCCUGGUUGUGGCCUGAAGAAAAGGCUAGUGAUUUUUUAAGGCCCAAGACAAAGAAAGAGACCAGGUCCACAUUAAUGGCAAAGGAAGAAUCCAAAACCAAAGCUAGAGCCAGGGCCAAGCAAGAAGCCAGAUCAGAAGAGGAGGCCCUUAUUGGGUCCUGGUUUUGGGCAACUGAAGAGUCCACCAUGGUAGAUGAGGUGAGCAUCAAAUCUAGUCCACAUGUGGAGGAUGAGCCCAUUGUUGGAAAUUGGUUCUGGACUGAAGAAGAGGCUUGUGUGGGGAAUGGGACUAGUCAUAAAUCCAGACCAAGUGCUAAGGAGGAACAGGUUGUCAAUUUCUGUUUGGACACUGGGAACAAAAACAAUAUUGAAAUUGGAGCUCAGGCUGCCUCUAAACCUAUGGUAGCAGCUAAUGAUGAUGAGACUAUUGUUGGAUCCUGGUUCUGGACUGAUGAAGAAGUCCAACCAGAGAAUGAGGAAGAGAACGUUUUUGGAUCUUGGUUCUGGGGCAUUGAUGAUCCCAGUGGAAGAUGUGCUGCUAGAGUCAGCUGUGAGUCCACACCCAGGUGUGAGGAAAAAGAAGUUACCAAUUCCUGGUUCUGGGCUAGAGAAGUUGAUACAGAGGCUGAGGUUGAAGAACAGACCAGGUCAGGAUCUGAAGAAGGAUCAGUAUUUCUGUCCUGGUUUUGGUCUGAAAAGCAGCCACAUGUGAAUUCUGGAGCUGAAGCAAGCUGUGACAUCAGGACAGGAGCUGAGGAGGAGGAGCCCAUAAUUGGGCCCUGGUUCUGGGGCAGAGUAGAUGCUGGUGUGGAUGCUGAAGUUAACAGUAAGUCUAGUCUGGUGGAUGAGGAAGAGCCCAUUAUAUCUUCUUGGUUUGGGGCUGGAGAAGAGGCCAGUAUAAAGUGUGGGGUUGGUGCCAGAUGCAAACUUAUGGAAGAAGCUGACGAUACUGAUGGACGGUCUUGCAUUUGGGCAGAGGAAGAACCCUGUGUGUAUUCUCCCAAUACAGAAAGCUUGAAGUCUGCACUAGAGGAGGAAGAUUCUGUUGACUCAUGGUUAUGGUCCAAAAAUUACACAAGGCCAGAGACUGUUGUAGGGUCAUCCUGGUUAUGGGCUGCAGAACAGGGUAAUAUAGAUAAUGAGACAGGAGAAGAGAUCAAGCUACCUACUGUAGAGGAGAAUAUAUUCAAGUUCUGGAAAGAAAAUGAAAAAGCCAUUAUAGAGGCUACUGACAGAGAGGAGUCAAGGUCAGAAGCUGAAGAAGAGGACAUUAUUGGUCCUUGGUUUUGGACUGGGGAAGAAGAUAGGCUUGAGGCACCAGCUGAGACUAGAGAACAGAGCAAGAUAGGAGCAGAGGAGGAAGCCACUGUGGGGUCCUGGUUCUGGAUGGAUGAACCUAGUCCAGAGGCUGAGUCUCAGGCAUUAGAAGAAAUCAGGUCAGAGACUGAGGAGGAGGAAAUUUUUGCAUCCUGGUUCUGGGCUGGUAAAGAAAACAAUACAGAAGCAGAGCAGUGUUGUGAAUCCAAGCCAAAGGAUGAUGAAGAAAUGAUUGUUGAGUCCUGGCUCUGGUCUGAAGACGAGACCACUGAAGAACCUGAAACUGUGGCUACCUGUGAAUCUAGGCUAGAAAAUGAGGAAAGGCCACUUGAGUGUGAGUCAAGAACCACAGAUGAAGUAAAUAGUGAGACUGAUAAUGGAGCAAACUGUGACAACAGUACAGAAUCUGAGGCCAUAGUGGGAUCCUGGUUCUGGGAAGGAGAUGAGACACAUUUUGAAUCAAAUCCUAGCCCUGUAUUUAGGGCCAUUUGCAAAUCCAGUUCAGGUGAACAGGACCCUGAUCCUUCACGCAGACCUCAGAGCUGGGAUGAGGUCACUGUUAAGUUUAAGCCUGGUCCAUGGGGUAGGCUUGGUUUCCCAUCUAUAAGCCCCUUUAGAUUUCCAAAAGCAGCAGCUUCUCUAUUCUCUGACAUGUUUGGGGGAAAGCCCAAGCGCAGAGAACGUGGUUCACGUGGAGGGCGGCGGGGAUCUUCGUAUCGCCCUGAACCUGAGUUCCCAUUUCAGUAUGAUCCUUCCUACCGGUCAGUCCAGGAAAUUCGAGAGCAUCUUAAGGCCAAAGAAAGGUCAAAACCUGAUAGAUGGUCCUGUAGCUGUGUACAGUGUGAUCUUAGAAUUGGUUCUGAAGAGUUUGAAGAGCUUCUUAUACUAAUGGACAGAAUUCGUGAUCCUUUUGUCCAUGAAAUAUCUAAAAUUGCAAUGGGUAUGAGAAGUGCUUCCCCAUUUACCCGUGAUUUCAUUCGAGAUUCAGGUGUUGUUUCACUUAUUGAAGCUUUGGUGGAUUAUCCAUCCUCCCGAGAUAGGACAAGUUUUUUGGAAGAUAUGGUUGAUGUAGCUCCACCUUAUCCAGAACUAAACAUUAUUCAGACCUAUGUCUGUCGAGUGUGUGAGGACACCAUUACUAAAAGCCUUGAUUCCUAUGAGCAGCUGUCUGGAUUAACAAUGAUUAGACAUCUCACUACCACUACUGACUAUCACACACUGGUUGCCAAUUAUAUGCCUGGUUAUCUCACCUUACUAGAAACAGGCAAUGCAAAAACAAGAUAUCAUGUUCUGAAAGUGCUACUGAAUUUGUCUGAAAACCUUGCCAUGACAAAAGAACUCCUUGAUACUGAAGUAAUGACAGAAUUCAUGGGUCUCUGUAACAGGAAAGAUACAUAUGACAAUAUUGAAGUUGUUCUUGAAAUAUUUGAGAAUAUCAGUAAAAAUAUAGAAAAAGAAGCAUUCUUUGCUGAUAAUGACAUAGAUGUUGAGCCACUUAUUUCUAAAUUCCAUGAUGUCAAGAAAUGUGCUAAGGAACUGCUAAGCAAAACUGAACGUAAAAAUUUCCUUGAAGUAGCAGAUGAUGAUGACUUUGAUUAAGCACUUACCUCUGAUUGUUCUUAUGACCCUGUGUUAUGAUCCUCAAAUAAUGCUUUCGUUUUCACAGUUGCUUCCAUGUUUCAGUGUAUAUCUUUAAUGCUUAUCUUACUUUAUACAACUCUGUGUAACUUGAGUCAUUUUUUUCUGAUGCCAAAUGAAUAUUCAAACUGAAAACAAGUUUGUUGUUUCUUGUUUUGUCAAUUGUGAUACUGAGUAAUUGAAUUUAUUGUGAACUGAGCCAUUGUAAAUAAGAUAUAUGCUUCUACUUGUUCAAGUGUUUAUCCCAGUCUUGUGUUCCAAUAAAAUUCUGUUAAAGUUAA